Messenger RNA from Staurois parvus, 322 nucleotides. Lineage: Eukaryota; Metazoa; Chordata; Amphibia; Anura; Ranidae. The record is from the annotation of a GenBank genome assembly.
GUCAUCUGGCAAGGCAGUGGGCUCCGAGUCAACUGGCAUGACCGUGGGCACUGGGGCAGACAUUGAAUCGUCUGGCUGGACAGCGGGCAUCGGGUCACCAGGCAUCAGGUCAUUUGGCUCGACAGCGGGCACUGCGUCAUCUGGCAAGGCAGUGGGCUCCGAGUCAACAGGCACGACAGUGGGCACCGGGUCAACAGGCAUUGGAUCGUCUGGCUCGACAGCGGGCAUCGGGUCAUUUGGCUUGCCAGCGGGCACCGCAUCAUCUGGCAAGGCAGUGGGCACCGGGUCACCAGGCAUUGGAUCGUCUGGCUCGACAGCGGGC